CAUUUCCUAUAUAUACUGCCGGUGAAUAUUUUGCAGAACCUACAAACUUAGAAGAAAUAUAGAGUAUCAUUUAUUAUAUAAUCCAGCAAGAGAAAGAAUAUGGCAUCCAAGGUUGGGUUUCUUGGAUUUACAGUAUUGAUAGUUGUAGUAUUAGCUGCUACUAAUACUAAUGGAGUUUCAGCUGAUGGAUGUGAAGGUGAUCUCCGGGGACUGACUGGCCGGUGUGCUCCAUAUGUUUUGAAGAUGGGACCAAAGAUACGACCAUCUCGAGGAUGUUGUGAUGUUGUUCGGAAAGUCGAUAUUCCUUGUGUCUGUCGACAAGUUACUCCUGAGAUUGAGAAACUUGUUAGCAUAAAGAAAGUGCUUUAUGUUGCUCAGUUUUGUGGCAAGAAUGUUCCCCAUGGAACCAAAUGUGGAAGUGUGACUACUCCUUCAGCCAUGAAAAGAAAUUAAGACAGGAAAUCAGGAAAGAUAAGAUGGAGAGUUCUAAUAUUCCCCUGCAGGGAGAUCUAAUAUUCCUUCGUUGCGCGAAUUAGUUCGUGCAAUAUUUCUUUUGUUAGUAGGAACGGUAAUAGAGUGUUGGUAUGGCAUCUCUAAACGUGUUAAAACUAGUAUGAAUAGUUUUGAAGAAUAUUGUAAUUUUUCAUCUUUGGUCUCUAAUCUAUAAUAUAAAGUAAGAUGGUUUGUUUGGUGUUUCAAAAAAAAAA
Molecule: messenger RNA, 707 nt
Organism: Papaver somniferum (opium poppy)
Lineage: Eukaryota; Viridiplantae; Streptophyta; Magnoliopsida; Ranunculales; Papaveraceae
Product: protein LIM3-like
Exons: 2
Coding region: 100-453 (117 amino acids)
Source: RefSeq, a predicted model, not a curated record